Messenger RNA from Callorhinchus milii (elephant shark), 3102 nucleotides. It is a transcript of the gene klhl13, whose product is annotated as kelch-like family member 13. The record is from RefSeq and is a predicted model, not a curated record. Gene Ontology annotation, biological process: protein ubiquitination; regulation of cytokinesis. Gene Ontology annotation, cellular component: Cul3-RING ubiquitin ligase complex. The transcript is spliced from 7 exons. Gene Ontology annotation, molecular function: cullin family protein binding; ubiquitin-protein transferase activity. Lineage: Eukaryota; Metazoa; Chordata; Chondrichthyes; Chimaeriformes; Callorhinchidae. Bases 67 to 2034 code for a protein of 655 amino acids.
GAGCUCCUAGCUGGAAGUCUGUUACGGAAAUGCUUCUCCCUGGUAUCGUAGUAUCUUUAUAACAACAUGCCAUUGAAAUGGAAAACGAGUAAUCCCACUAACUGGAAAUUCCCGGUUUCUGUGCUUAAACCAUCUAGGACAACGACACUGACUCCAGCAUACAUAUCGUUGGUUGAAGACGAAGAUCCUCAUUUGAAAGUGUCCUUGGCAAGUGGCGACAUGGGAGUGACAGCCCAUUUGCAGUCUUCAAAGACCGGCAGCACUCGUUUUUUCACUAGCAAUACCCACAGUUCCACAGUGCUACAGGGGUUCGACCAGCUUCGAAUCGAAGGCUUACUUUGUGAUGUUACCUUGGUGCCAGGUGACGGAGAUGAAGUAUUUCCUGUCCAUAGGGCUAUGAUGGCAUCAGCUAGUGACUACUUCAAGGCUAUGUUCACAGGUGGAAUGAAGGAACAGGACCUAAUGUGUAUUAAACUGCAUGGAGUGAACCGAAUAGGGCUUAAGAAAAUCAUUGACUUCAUUUACACUGCAAAACUCUCCUUGAACAUGGACAACCUUCAGGACACCUUGGAAGCUGCCAGCUUUUUGCAGAUCUUACCUGUUUUGGACUUCUGCAAAGUAUUUCUCAUAUCUGGGGUUUCGCUUGACAACUGUGUCGAGGUAGGACGCAUUGCCAAUACAUACAACUUGACAGAAGUUGAUAAAUAUGUAAAUAAUUUCAUACUGAAGAUUUUCCCUGCAUUGUUAAGUACUGGUGAAUUUGUGAAGCUCCCCUUUGAGCGACUUGCCUUUGUGCUUUCAAGCAACAGUCUGAAAAACUGCACUGAACUUGAACUUUUUAAGUCUGCUUGCCGUUGGUUGAGGUAUGAGGACUCGCGAAUGGAUUUUGCCUCGAAGUUAAUGAAGAACAUUAGGUUUCCACUGAUGUCACCACAGGAACUAAUUAAUCAUGUUCAGACUGUGGACUUCAUGAGAACGGACAAUGUCUGUGUCAACCUGCUACUGGAAGCUAGUAAUUAUCAGAUGAUGCCCUACAUGCAGCCUGUAAUGCAGUCCGAGAGAACCUGUAUUCGUUCAGAUAAUACGCAUUUAGUAACUUUGGGCGGGGUGUUAAGGCAACAGUUGGUGGUGAGCAAAGAACUAAGAUUAUAUGAUGAAAAGGCUCACGAAUGGAAAGCACUUGCUCCAAUGGAUGCUCCAAGGUACCAACACGGUAUUGCAGUGAUUGGAAACUUCCUAUAUGUUGUAGGUGGGCAGAGCAAUUACGAUACGAAAGGAAAGACGGCUGUUGACACAGUGUUCAGAUAUGACCCUCGGUAUAACAAAUGGAUGCAAGUAGCAUCUUUAAAUGAAAAGCGUACGUUCUUCCACCUAAGUGCUCUGAAAGGACAUCUUUAUGCUGUUGGUGGUAGAAACGCAGCAGGGGAAUUGGCCACUGUGGAGUGCUACAAUCCAAGAAACAAUGAAUGGAGCUACGUGGCAAAAAUGAACGAACCUCACUAUGGGCAUGCUGGAACGGUUUACGGUGGUUUUAUGUAUAUUUCAGGAGGGAUUACACAUGAUACUUUCCAAAAGGAACUCAUGUGCUUCGACCCAGAUGCAGACAAAUGGACGCAGAAAGCUCCAAUGACCACUGUUCGAGGUCUUCACUGCAUGUGCACUGUUGCGGACCGUCUCUAUGUCAUUGGGGGAAACCACUUCAGAGGAACCAGUGAUUAUGACGAUGUCUUGAGCUGUGAGUUCUACACGCCUGCCCUGGACCAGUGGACCCCAAUUGCAGCCAUGUUGCGUGGACAGAGUGAUGUAGGUGUUGCAGUCUUUGAACACAAGAUCUAUGUUGUGGGAGGCUAUUCUUGGAAUAAUCGCUGUAUGGUGGAAAUAGUACAGAAAUAUGACCCAGAGAAAGAUGAAUGGCAGAAGGUCUUUGAUCUCCCAGAAUCACUGGGAGGGAUCAGGGCCUGCACUCUGACAGUAUUCCCACCUGAGGAAAACACUGGAUCACCAUCCAGAGAGUCACCUCUCUCUGCACCUUAGACAAGGAAAACUGCUCUACCUUCAACCCUAUACAGAACUCAUUUGCACAGCAUCAUAAUUGAUAUCAAAGAUUAACUGCCUAUUUUUGCUUCGUAUCUAUUUCUAGGCAGUGACCUAUGACUAUAAUUACAAAAACAGUGGAUUGAGUUCUUUGUGCGGUUCUGUUGCCAUUGGUUGUUCACCUGUUGCAAGAAAGGCAUAAGAAUAUAUGUGUCAAACAAUGAACUUUGUCUGAAAAAGUUUAGCGAUUUUACUGUUAUACAGUGUUUUUUUUUGUUUUGGACAGUAUAAUGCUGUGGCCCUAUUGCUAUAUUCAUUUCAAAACAGCUCAUUAACUAACCCAUGAAUGCAUUUCCAUUAUCUUGGGCUUCAUUACAUCUGAAAUAGUUCAAUACAGUAAAUUUAGAUAUGGCAAAACUGCCUGCAUUGUGAAAUUAAAACGGAAAAUGUACCAAGGUGCCAAUAGGGAUGUUAAGGCGAAAGAUAGGUUAACAUUUUAAUGUAGCUAACCAGAAGAGUUAACUUACUUUUCUCUCUGCCUCCGAUUGGCCUGUGGUGCAUUUUCAGCAUACUUUUUAGUUUUUAAUUCAGAUUUGCAGCAUUCGCAGUUACUCUUUUCAUCUCAGACUGUAUUGUGCUUAUUUUCCAUUAAAAUGUUGACCUGAACUAAUUGAAUGCUUCAGCUGUUUGAAAUUAAGGGAUGGACCUUGCUUCUCAGUUUCUAUUUAAGUGCAGUGCGGUGCUGAGGACUUGGAUUCCAGAAUGCAAUAUUUGUGCAACCAUCUCUUUAUCUAUAUUGAAUUUUAAAAGAUAAGGACUUAUUUUGUUUUUGCAUCUUUCAAUGUGACUUAAUUCAAAUAUUUACCAGCUGACCAAAUAACCAUCAUCAACUCUAGCCUUCUCCUUUGUUUGCUAUAUAGAUCAACACUGUGCUGCGACUCCCUUCUGUACAUCUUGGUUAAUGAGGUUAUUUAGCACAACGUGCAGCUUCAGCAGGAGUGCUGCUGCAGCUCAGUGGAUUUGAACUAUGACGCUCAACAUUUUGUUCAAUAAAAAAUUUAACUGAAA